AUGGACGACUCCAACUCACCUGAUCCCACCCCAUCUUUUGCUUUUAGAUCCGCAAUUCCAACUCCAACUCAAAACAACAACUUCUUGAGAAGCCAUUCUACAAAAGAAUCUCCUUUUUCAAAUUUACUUAACUCCCCACCUCGCCUCUCUUGUCCCACACUCUCUCGCAGCCUCCAAAACUCUCCUCUUUCUUCACCCCUUCACCGCCAAUUCUCUCCCACUCCCUCUCCCACAAAGCUUUCUGACUCUGACCCUCAAACGACCUACCACUGUGCCUCUUCUGUCCUCAGAAACGAUGGCCAGAUGCUCUCCAUUGCCUUGUCUUCAAAUGGGUUGAUUUACACUGGCUCUGACUCCAAUCUUGUUAGGGUCUGGAAGCUCCCCGAGUUCACUGAAUGUGGUCAACUCAGAACCAAGGCUUGCAGAGUCGUUGCACUGGAAGUCUCCAAUGACACUGUUUAUGCAGCCUAUGGUGAUGGCAAAAUUCGCCUCUGGAGAAGAACUUGGGAUAAGGUUUUGAAGCAUGUUCGUUUGGCCACCAUUCCCAAGACCGUUGGCUAUGUCCGAAGCUACAUCGCCGGCAAGGACAAGACGAUGCAUAAGGGGAUAAUUACAUCAAUGGCAAUUAACACAGCAGAGGACAUUCUAUACACUGCUUCCCUAGACAAAACGGUGAAAGUAUGGCGAAUCUCAGACCUGAAGUGCAUAGAGACAAUAAAGGCUCACCCUGAGCCAAUCAACGCAAUCAUUGUGGCUGAUGAUGGAGUCCUCUACACCGCUUCUGAUGACGCAACAGUGAGAGUUUGGCGUAGAAAUUUUUGUAGCCACGACCAACCACAUUCUCUCACAGUAACCCUUCAUGCCAAAUAUUCCCCGGUGAAAGCCUUGACACUAACCCCAGAUGCAGGAAUCUUAUAUGGUGGCUGCACUGAUGGCUACAUACACUACUGGCUAAAGGGUUGGUUUGCAGGGCAAUUGCAAUAUGGUGGGUCAAUUCAAGGACACACACAUGCAGUAAUGUGUCUAGCCAGUGUUGCAAAAUAUGUAGUUAGUGGCUCAGCUGAUUCAACUAGCAGGGUUUGGGCUAGAGAACAAGAUGGCCAACACACUUGUUUAGCCGUUUUGGUUGGUCAUAGAGGACCAAUUAGGUGUGUAACAGCAUUUUUAGGAGGUCGUUUGGUGGAAGAUAACGAAGAUAGCUGCACCAUUUGCACUGGUAGUCUCGAUGGGGUCUUGAAGGUUUGGCGUGUCACUCAUAAGAAUCUCAAUAAUCACUGCUCUUCUCCACCUGGGGCUAAGUAUUUUGAACUCUAUAAGGGACUUUAAUUCAUUAAUUACCACUAAUUCCUACCUUUUGUUUCCAUUCUUCACAGUUGGGAGGA
This is a messenger RNA of Abrus precatorius (Indian licorice), 1382 nucleotides long. Its product is annotated as protein JINGUBANG-like. The coding region runs from base 1 to 1326 and encodes 441 amino acids. NCBI's taxonomy places the organism in Eukaryota, Viridiplantae, Streptophyta, Magnoliopsida, Fabales, Fabaceae. The record is from RefSeq and is a predicted model, not a curated record. The transcript is spliced from 2 exons. Gene Ontology annotation, molecular function: protein binding.